GCGGCCGGUGAUUGGGUGCGGCGGGCGGAGGGGCGGCCCCGCUGCAGCCGCCGAAUCUGGCUCCGUCCCGCUGGGCGGCAGAGCGAGCCCCGGCCGCGCCAUGAAGAGCCUCAAGUCCCGGCUGAAGAAGCAGCACGAAGUGUCGGUGGGCGGGGGCGCGCUGAAUACAGAUUGGAGCAAAUAUGAUGAUCGGUUGAUGAAAGCAGCUGAAAGGGGAGAUGUGGAAAAAAUUUCAUCUAUUCUUGCCAAAAAGGGAGUCAAUCCUACUAAACUGGAUGUGGAAGGGAGAUCUGCAUUUCAUGUUGUAGCAUCAAAAGGAAACCUGGAUUGUUUGAAUACCAUUCUUGUACAUGGGGUUGAUAUCGUAGCCAGCGAUGCUGCAGGGAGAAAUGCGUUGCAUCUUGCUGCAAAAUAUGGACAUGCUCUUUGUUUGCAAAAGUUAUUACAGUACAAUUGUCCAACUGAAAAUCUGGAUCUUCAUGGUAGAACUGCUCUUCAUGAUGCUGCUAUGUCAGACUGUUCCUCUAGUAUUCAGCUACUGUGUGAUCAUGGUGCCUCAGUGAAUGCCAAAGAUGGAGAUGGGAGGACACCCCUAGUGCUGGCCACUCAGAUGUGUCGUCCAACAGUAUGUCAGCUUCUGAUCGACAGGGGAGCUGAUGUGAAUGCCAGAGACAAACAAAACAGGACUGCUCUAAUGUUAGGCUGUGAAUAUGGCUGCAAGGAUGCGGUCGAAGUUUUGCUCAAAAAUGGUGCAGAUGUUAGUUUGGUUGAUGCCCUUGGUCAUGACUGUUCUUACUAUGCCAGAAUUGGUGACAAUAUUGACAUUUUGGCCCUAAUAAAGACUGCCAUUGAGGAUUCCAGCAAAGCAAAGGAGCUUAUGAAGAAAGGACAGCCUGAAUACAAGGUUACUAAUGUGUCACAGAAACGGAAUCAGCUGUAUGCACAAGAAGUGAACUUCAAGCAGUAUCAGAGAGAACAGCUAAGCAUGCAGGAACUGGAAGCAGAAAAUGAAGAUUUGAAAAACCGAUUGAGAGAGAUUCAACAGGAACACAGAAUACUUUUAAACAGAGUCAGUGUAUUAGAGCUACAACUGAAUGAGGAGCAAAUGGUUGCAGAUGAUCUUGAAAGUGAGAAAGAUGAGCUGAGAAGACUCUUAACGGUCAAGGAAAAACAGCAGGAAGAAAGCUUAAGAAGUAUUGAAGCUCUGAAAUCUAAACUUAGACACUAUGAGCGUGACUAUCUGGGCUCUGGCAGUGAUUCUGGGAAAGAAGAUAUGCUGCUUAAACAUGGUCAAGUAUUUGCUACAGAAUCACAGACCAAGUCUAUGCUGAGACCACUGGAACUAUCACUAUCUAGCCAAUCUUCCAGUUCCGAGAAUGAAAUUCUAAAGAGAGAGCUAGACAACAUGAGACUCUCUUAUGGCACAGCAAAAGAAGAAAUAAGCAAACUUCAGAAAGAGCUGUUUCAUAAGGUAGCUGAAUGCAAAGCUUUGGCAUCAGAGUGUGAAAGAACCAAGGAGGAAUCUGACAGACAGAUAAAGCAAUUGGAAGAUGCUUUAAAAGAUGUGCAGAAGAGAAUGUUUGACUCAGAAGGCAAAGUAAAGCAAAUGCAAACCCACUUUCUUGUGCUGAAAGAUCACCUAGCUAAUGAAGCAGCUUCAGGAAGCAAUAAGUUAACAGAAGAUCUAAAGGAUCAGUUGAAAGACAUGAAAGCAAAAUAUGAAGGGGCUUCUGCAGAAGUAGGCAAGCUACGGAACCAAAUCAAGCAAAAUGAAUUGUUAGUUGUGGAAUUUAAGAGAGAUGAGGGGAGGCUGGUGGAGGAAAACAAAAGGUUGCAGAAGGAACUGAGUAUGUUAGAGAUGGAGCGAGAGAAAAGUGGGAGAAAUGUCUUGGAGGUACAAGGGCAGCUAAAAGAAAUGGCAGCAAAGUUAGUCCUCUCUGUACCUGUUGAGAAAUUUGAAAAUAUGAAGAGUUUAUUAUCAACUGAAGUGAACGAGAAAGCAAAGAAAUUAGUAGAGAUGGAAAGAGAGUAUGAAAAACUGCAGGCAGAGCUUCGGCUCUUAAAGAGGGAAUUUGAGAGUCAGAAAGCUAAAUUUUCUCAGUAUGUGAGGCCAGAGGAACAUGAACAAAUGAGGGGCAGAUUUGAGAGAAAAACUGAAGAACUGGAAAAAACGAUUUCUGAAUUGUCCAAGAAUCAGACAUUGCAGAAGGAAGUAGAAAGGGUUCACAUGGACAACAAGCUGCUUAAGCAGCAAAUACACACUUUAACAACUGAGAUUAAAAGCCAAUAUGUGCCUUUAAAACUGAAUGAAGAAAUGAAAAAAACAAGUGAUCUGACUAUUGGGGAUCUGACCAAAAAACUUGCUGAAGUAACGCAAAAGUACAAUGAAAACAAAGCAGAAGCUGAGAAGUUGAUGGUAGAAAAGACCAGUUUAAGUGAGACUGUAACUCACUUCCAGGCUGUGUACCUGUCUCCAGAAAAGCACGAAAAAGAAGUGGCAGCCUUAAAAUCCACAGUUAUGGAACUUAAAAGGCAGCUUGCUGAGCUUCAUCAAAAAUAUGAUGCUGAACAAGCAAAAGUCUCCAAACUAGUGUCUGAAAACACAACUCUGAGGGACUCUCUGAAUGAUCAGUAUGUACCUGCCAUAACACAUGAGGAGAUUAAAACAGUCUUGAACAGCACAUUAGAAAAGACUAAUAGAGAGUUAUCAGAUCUGAAGGAAAAAACUGAAGAUAUAAAGCGAGAAUUUAUGAGAGUAAAUGAGGAGAAUGGAACUCUGAAAAAGAAGCUGAGACUCCUACAGAGCCACAUACAGACAGAGUAUAUAAGUGUAAAAGAUCAUGAGAGUAAGGUGUCGACCUUAAAUAAAAGCAUGCAAGAGUUACAGGAUAACAACACUGAGACACUAGCUAAAUAUAAGAGAGGCCAAGAGGAAAUCUUACAGUUGCAUGCAGAAAUUGAAGCCCAGAAGAAGGAACUUGACACAAUUCAAGAAUGCAUUAAAUCAAAAUAUGCCCCAGUUGCCAGCUUUGAAGAGAGAGAGCAAAACUUUGAAGCCAUGGUGAAAGAACUAAAAAAGCAGUUGCUAGAACAGACACAGAGAUGCAGAGAAUGGGAGAAGGAGACACAGAAAUAUAAACAGGAAAAUGAGAAAUUAAAGAAUGGGGUUUUGUCUAUUGAAAAUGACUUGCAACAAAAUUACAUUCUUGCUGAGAAAUCACAUGAAAUGGAAAAAAUGUUCACCAGCAAAAUGGAAGAACUGAAUAAGCAGUUGAGAGAAUUACUGCAAAAGUACACAGAGAUAAAACAUGAAAAAGACAAGCUACAAGAAGAGAGUGCUAAACAGAUUUCUGAGGCCCUUGCUGUGCAAACUCGCAUGCAGGGUCACUAUGUUCCAGUGCAACAGUUUGAAGCCUUGAAGAGAACGCUUGGCCAGACGAUAGAGGACCUAAAAGAAGACCUCCAUAGUAAGAAGGCAUGUUAUGACCGAGAACUAGAAAAAGUAAGAGAACUGCAGCAGGAAUUGGCAGAUCUACAUAACUCCUCCAUUUCUUUGGCAGAACACGCACAGAUGAAAGAAACAUUUGAAAAAGAAAUUGUAGCAGUCAAAAUUAGCUUGAAAAAGGAGGUGGAAGAAAACCAAGCAAAAAGUGAGGAAAUCUCUAAACUCCAGUCUGAGAUUCAAAGUACUAAACAAGCUUUAACUGAACUGGAGAGCAAAGAAGUAGUUGAUAUAUCGGAGUAUAAAUCCAUGAAAAGUGCCUUAGAGACCCAGGUUGCUAGCAUAGCUGGAAACUUGGCCAGCUUGAAUAGAAAAUAUGAGGAAAUGUGUGAAGAGGCUUUGCAAGCCAAAAAGGAAGAGCUUUCUGCAAAAGAUGAAAAAGAAUUGUUGCAGUCAAGAAGCUUCUGCAUUGAACAAGAAAUUAAGGACCAGAAAGAGAGAUGUGAUAAAUCUUUGACAACAAUUACUGACUUGCAAAAAAGAAUACAGGAAUCUGCAAAGCAAGUGGAAGCAAAAGAUAACAAGAUAACAGAGCUGCUCAAUGAUGUAGAACGACUAAAGCAGGCUCUUAAUGGCCUGUCUCAGCUUACAUACACCUCUGGGGUUCCCUCAAAGAGACAGAACCAACAAGUUGAAAUGCUCCAGCACCAGGUGAAAACCCUGCAGCAGCAGCUGGCUGAUGCUGAUAGACAGCACCAAGAAGUAAUUUCAAUUUAUCGGACGCAUCUUCUUAGUGCUGUGCAGGGCCACAUGGAUGAAGAUGUUCAAGCUGCCUUACUCCAGAUCAUUCGAAUGAGACAGGGGCUUGUUUGUUAAUAUGCUUAAUGCUAUAGCAUGGCUGCUACAUCUCAUAGGAAUGCUGUGAUUACAGAUGUAUUAACCUUCAUGACCUUUAUCUCAUUAUGGCAUGGUAACUGUAAAAAGAAUGCACCACCUCCUCCCCCCAGGAAAAAAUUAUUCCAAGUAUGAAAAACAUUAGGAGGCUGAAGUCAUUUACCCCUUGUAAAACAGAACCAAUAGGACAACUCCUUUAGAUCAUAUUAGACAUUUCAAAUAUGUGGAUUAUAAAUUGUACACCAAUUGUAAAAUAAAUUCGACAAGCUGGCAGUCAAAAUGAUGACAUAGUAGUUACAUUCUUUUAAUGUCGGAUUGACCAUUUUAGAACAAAUAAACCGAUAUCCAACACCUCCACGUUGAUCCUAUUGUUAAUUCCCAAAGGGUGAAUGACAGUGAGUUUAAACUAAAGUGAUUGUGGCUGAAAUACUGUAACGGUUGAAUUUUUUCUUUUAAUGGUUAAAAAGUGUGCUUUUUGUGAUCAUAUUAAGUUGAUCAGCAGAUUGACAGUAGAUCAACUACAGAACAAGAUGGAUAGUGUCAAGGUAUACAUUGUAGCUUGGCUGGCCAGGUUACAUUCUUUUAUUUAAGUAAUUUAAGAUUUAGUACCUUAGCGUUUUACUAGAGGUACAAAUCAGUUUUUUCCAUCAGACACUAACUUUUAUGCUUUUUUACAAGAUAUAUUUUUUCAUUAAUGCUUUGUAACACUGAUUUCAAUAGUCUAAGAAACAGCAGGACUGGAAGGAGAUCAUGAAUGUAGAACAGCAUUUCAGUCUCAAAUGCAGUAGUCCAAUUUUUAUUCUUAUGUACUUUUUCAAACUUCAUUAUGCAUAAAAUGGACCUGGAUUGUUUGCGUAACACACUUGAUAAAGUUGUACAUUAUCUAGUUCAAGUGUCAGAGGGUCAACCAUUUUCCAGCAAAAGCUUAAGAGGUUUUUCUGGUUUAUUAACACUGUAUAUUAUGUACUAUAAUCAAUUUUUGAUUAUUUAUGGGGAAAGAUGCAAAUAGUAAGAUUCAUAGAAAACGAAAUCUAAUUUGGAAUUCACAUGUUAAACAAAACAGAGCUUCAUAUUUUUUUAAGUGGAAGUGCAAUAAUGCCAAAGAAUGAAAUAUCUACAGUCAAGUUUUAUGGAAGGAAAAACAAAAAUUGGGAAUAUUUCAAGGAAAAUGGCAGUGAAACAAGAGUCUAACCACAAAAUUACUGUUUUUUUAGUGUCUCAGAAUAAACAGAGUAGCGUCUGACCCUGUAAAUACUACUUAUGGGAUAUAAUGCUCCUUGCUGCCGAGAGUAGUCCCACUAGUUCUGUACUAUGCUCAGUACCAAGCAUUACACUUGUCAGUAAACAUUUGCCCAUAAUUAGCAAAUAAGAGUCUGUCAUCCUGGCACUGAUGCAGGGCAAGACCGAACAGAACAGAAUUCAACCUCUGUAUUCCUGCGAAUAGACUUUCAGGGUUGUACAGUAAAUUCUGUAAGUGCUUGAUCUAAUUACGGUUAUGUUAACUGGGUUUAAAAUACAAACCCCCAGACUGUACCUGGCAGCUUUUAAGCUUCCUGUUUUCCAACAGAGUUUAAUCUCUCUGCCCUUGAGUGUGGGCCUCCUGCUGUAUCACUGAAAUGGCAGUCCCCAAACGUAGAAAAGAGGAUGUUGACGCAGGCACUUCUAAAACAAACUGUUGUGAAAAUGCAUGUUUAAUAUAUUUAGCUGUAGAAUGACAACUGGAUCACUCUUGUUUUCCUUUGAUUUCCUGGAGGAGUCCCGUGAGAUGUGUGAGUUCACCAAGUAUACUUUAGUUUUUAGAAAUUCUUUUCUAAUCACAUUACUUGAAGCUCUGGUUGGAGAGAAAUGUGAUUGUUUUGAUAUACUAAUAUACUGGCCUAUUUUAGUAUUGUAUUUUUUCCUUACUGGGGGAAAUUUUAUGUAUUUUUUUCUCUUGUAUUACAUAUCAAUAAAGUGUUUUAUCUUACUA
Messenger RNA from Mauremys reevesii (Reeves's turtle), 6305 nucleotides. It is a transcript of the gene UACA, whose product is annotated as uveal autoantigen with coiled-coil domains and ankyrin repeats. Gene Ontology annotation, molecular function: actin binding. The transcript has 19 exons. The record is from RefSeq and is a predicted model, not a curated record. The coding region runs from base 101 to 4318 and encodes 1405 amino acids. NCBI's taxonomy places the organism in Eukaryota, Metazoa, Chordata, Testudines, Geoemydidae.